AUCUUCUUCUGAUCUCCGACAAAGUGGUAUCAGAGCUAUAUUCUUGAGGGACCUGUGAGAGAAUGGAAACACAAGUGUAUGUGAGGGAGUGUGUACUGUAAUUAAAAAGCACAGCUAUGUCUUCAAACAACCACGGAAGCUCUCUUUCUUAUCCUCCUCUGUUCAUUGGCAAAAACUACAAUGUCUGGGCCAUCAAGAUGAAGACCUUCUUGAGAGAAGGAGAUGAAAGGGUCAAGGGCCAAAACAUGGUUACUCUCAAAAGAGAGUUUGCCAUGCUGAAGAUGAAGGAUACAGAGACUGUUCAUCAGUAUUUUUCAAAGGUGAUGGAUAUGGUUAAUAAAAUCAGAUUAAAUGCUGUCCUAAGAGCUGAAGAUACAGCUGAAGGUGCAUUCCAGGCUAAGGAAAAGCAACAUGCAGCUGGUUAUGGAAGAAGGCAGCUUCCUAGCAGAGCUGAAAGAGGAAAAGCUGUUGAUGUUCCAUCACAGGAAAGCCUCAAGUACAGUGCAGGUUUUGCAAGAAGCAUGGUCACAUUGAGAGAUACUGCAAAGCCAAAAUUGGCUAGAGUUGAUAUGGUUGAUAAUUGUUUUCCAUUGCUUUGGAAGUCUCCUAUACAAUCCGUGCAUGUUUCUAAGGUCGACAACACUGAUUUACGGCAUAUGACAUAUGGACAUUUUAAUGUCAAGUCUCUAAAAUUCAUGCAAUAUAAUGAAUUAGUUAGAGACGUGUCUGAGAUUUAUUUGAAUGGUGAUGUUUGUGGGAGCUGUCAAUAUGGAAAGUUGCAUAGACAGUCCUUUCCUGUGAAUCAGUCAUGGAGAGCUAAGCAGAAGCUUGAGCUAGUGCACACAGAUAAGAAAUUUAAAGCCCUUUUCGAAAAACAAAGUGGAUGUCAGAUCAAUACUCUUAGGUUGGACAAUGGCAAGGAGUAUACCUCCUCUGAAUUUGAUAAGUUUUGUGAAGAUGCUGGUAUAGCUCAUCAAUUGACAGUCCCAUGCACUCCACAACAAAAUGGGGUUGCUGAAAGGAAGAAAAGGACUAUUAUGGAAAUGGCAAGUCCAAAGGCUAUAGAGUUUAUAACUUGGCAACUAGGAAAGUUACCGUUCACAGAUGUACAAUUUGAUGAGAAUGCAUACUGGGACUGGAAUAAGAAGGAAGCUGUCAAGGCUAUUCUUGCAAAUGAUGAUGCAGAAGCCUCCAAAAAGGCUGAUCAGAAUUUAUUUGAUGAUUCAGAAGUUGAUGGUAUUGAUGCUUACCAGGAUACUCCUGAGGAGAUAGACAUGAUUAAUAAGAAUGGCACCUGGGAAUUAACUUCUAAACCAGAAGAGAAGCACGUGAUAGGGGUCAAAAGGGUUUAUAGAACUAAAAUGAGCCCAGAUGGCUCAAUUCAUAAGCACAAGGCCAGGCUUGUAGUGAAGGGAUAUGCUCAGCGACCAAGGGUUGACUAUGGGGACACUUUUGCUCCGGUUGCUAGACAUGAUACAAUUAGAUUGUUGCUAGCCUUAUCUGCAUGUAUGGGUUGGAAGCUGUACCUUAUGGAUGUUAAAUCAGCUUUUCUUAAAGGUUAUUUGCAAGAGGAUAUCUUUGUUGAACAACCAGAAGGCUUCGUAAUUUCUGGACAGGAGUGCAGCAAGGCUUUGUUCAAAGUGAAAAUGAACCAACUCUGGAGUGAUUUACAAAUGCCACAUCAGUUCAAAACAGCUAUGAACACAGAAUUUGAGAUGUCUAACCUCGGUGAAAUGAGUUACUUCCUGGGAGUGGAAAUCACUCAACUGGUUGAUGGUAUUUAUGUUUCUCAGCACAAGUACUCACUUAAUGUCUUGAAAAAAUUUAAUAUGGAAGUUGCAAAUCUGUGGAAACACCACUGUCAAGUGCAUUAUGGAGCUGCUAAAAGGGUUAUUAGAUACUUGAAAGGCACUUUCGAUUAUGGCCUUAUGUUUAAGAAGAGCAAAGCUUGUGUUCUUGAACUUGAAGGUUAUGCAGAUAGUGAUUGGGCUGGAUGUUUUGAAGAUGCUAAGAGCACUACUGGAUUGGUCUUUAAUCUUGGUUCUGCAGCUUUUUCAUGGAUUUCUAGAAAGCAAGAUGCGGUCGCUCAAUCAACAGCUGAGGCCAAAUACAUUGCAGCAGCUGAAGCAGCUAGUCAUUCAGCAUGGAUUUGCAAAGUGCUUACUGAUGUGCGUUGUCAACAAAUUCAGCCUUGUGUUCUUCAUUGUGACAACAACAAAGCAUUUGCAAUUGCACAUAAUCCAGUGCAACAUGGCCGGACUAAGCACAUAAAUGUCAAAUGUCAUGUGCUUAGAAAUAUGGUGCAGAACAAUGAAUUGAAGCUUAUCUUCUGCAGUACAGAAGAGCAAGUUGCUGAUACAUUGAUCAAAGCUCUUCCAAGAGCUAAGUUUGAAAUGCAAGGAGUGAUAGAAGAGUGAAUUUUACAUAGAUACUCAAUAGCUAAUAUUUUAAUUAUGUUAAAUGUAUUGGAGCCAUGUGCUGUAAUUUGUCUUUUGUAAUUUGGUUGAUAGUGGUCAAAACCACUCAAGUUUGUACAAUGUAAGAAGUAAGCUCCAUAUAUCAGUAAAUGAUAUCAGAUGAAGAUGUAUGGUUAUGUCUUCAAUGCUUUCCCUCAAUUUCUCCUCUCUGUUUUUCCUCUUCCAGUGAGCUCUCUGUGCUUUUCUUCUUCUGAUCUCCAUCAAAAAGUUUGUACUAGAGUAGAAAAGAGGAUCAAUAAUUGCUAUCCAAAUCC
Rubroshorea leprosula is the source of this 2731-nucleotide messenger RNA. NCBI's taxonomy places the organism in Eukaryota, Viridiplantae, Streptophyta, Magnoliopsida, Malvales, Dipterocarpaceae. The record is from the annotation of a GenBank genome assembly.